AUGAUUGUACCUCGUCUUCGGAGUGAAGCCCGUGGCGGGUCAUCAUCAGGUUCAUCAAAUCGUUACAGUAAUAGCGGUGGUGUUUAUGGUGGUCGAAUUCAUCAUUCUAAUGAUCCUGAUCUUAAACGAGCUCUUCAAUAUUCCUAUGCAUCACAAGCUGUACGAAAAUGGGAAAAACGAUGGGUAACCAUUCAUGAAACAUCUAUGCGUGUUCAUAAAUGGAUGCCAGCACCAACAUUAGCUCCAACACUUGCUUCACAAAUUGUUGCUGAUAAAACAGCUUCUAUGACAACAAAUAAUACAGAUCAACAACAAGAACAAGAAAGUGUACCGAACUCGACACAAGAUACUCAAAUGAUGGUUGAUGAAGAAAGCACCAGUCAAUCAAGUCAAAAUUGA
This is a messenger RNA of Rotaria sp. Silwood1, 399 nucleotides long. The record is from the annotation of a GenBank genome assembly. Lineage: Eukaryota; Metazoa; Rotifera; Eurotatoria; Philodinida; Philodinidae.